CCAGUGAUUCCUAUGAUGUUGUCAACAGCCAAUCAGAGCUUCUGAUCAGCAUGAGAUAAUCAGUGUGACCACAGUGAAUUGAUAAAAUUUCAGCAAGCAAAGAUAACUGAUGUUUAAAUGUGCCUUUGUGGUCUUUUGGUCCGGUGUGGGUGCUGAGAUGGCCAAUGAGAACCACGGCAGCCCCCGGGAGGAAGCAUCCUUGCUGAGUCACUCCCCGGGCACCUCCAAUCAGAGCCAGCCCUCUUCUCCAAAGCCCAUCCGCCUGGUGCAGGACCUCCCAGAGGAGCUGGUACAUGCGGGCUGGGAGAAGUGCUGGAGCAGGAGGGAGAACCGGCCCUACUACUUUAACAGAUUCACCAACCAGUCUCUAUGGGAGAUGCCUGUGCUGGGCCAGCACGACGUUAUUUCGGACCCUUUGGGGCUGAAUGCGACCCCACUGCCCCAAGACUCAAGCUUGGUGGAAACCCCUCCAGCUGAGAACAAGUCCCGAAAGCGGCAGCUCUCAGAAGAGCAGCCAAGCGGCAAUGGUGUGAAGAAGCCCAAGAUCGAAAUCCCUGUGACACCCACAGGUCCAUCGGUGCCCAGUUCCCCCAGCAUCCCAGGAACCCCAACACUGAAGAUUUGGGGAACAUCCCCUGAAGAUAAACAGCAGGCAGCUCUCCUCCGACCCACUGAGGUGUACUGGGAUCUCGAUAUCCAGACCAACGCUGUCAUCAAGCACCGGGGCCCUUCAGAGGUGCUGCCCCCGCAUCCCGAGGUGGAGCUGCUCCGCUCCCAGCUCAUCCUGAAGCUUCGGCAGCACUACCGGGAGCUGUGCCAGCAGCGAGAAGGCAUUGAGCCCCCUCGGGAAUCUUUCAACCGCUGGAUGCUGGAACGCAAGGUCGUGGACAAAGGCUCUGACCCCAUGUUGCCAAGCAACUGUGAGCCAGUUGUGUCGCCUUCCAUGUUUCGUGAAAUCAUGAAUGACAUUCCCAUCAGGUUAUCCCGAAUCAAGUUCCGGGAGGAAGCCAAGCGCCUGCUUUUUAAAUACGCAGAGGCGGCCAGGCGGCUCAUCGAGUCCAGGAGUGCAUCCCCUGACAGCAGGAAGGUGGUCAAGUGGAAUGUGGAGGACACCUUCAGCUGGCUGCGGAAGGACCACUCAGCCUCCAAGGAGGACUACAUGGAUCGCCUGGAACAUCUGCGCAAACAGUGUGGCCCCCAUGUCUCGGCCGCGGCCAAGGACUCCGUGGAAGGCAUCUGCAGUAAGAUCUACCACAUCUCCCUGGAUUAUGUCAAACGGAUCCGAGAGAAGCACCUUGCCAUCCUCAAGGAAAACAACAUCCCAGAGGAGGUGGAGGCCCCAGAGGUGGAGCCCCGCCUGGUAUACUGCUACCCAGUACGGCUAGCUGUGUCUGCGCCCCCCAUGCCUAAUGUGGAGAUGCAUAUAGAGAAUAAUGUGGUCUGCAUCCGGUAUAAGGGAGAGAUGGUCAAGGUCAGCCGCAACUACUUCAGUAAGCUGUGGCUCCUUUACCGCUAUAGCUGCAUUGAUGACUCUGCCUUUGAGAAGUUCCUGCCCCGAGUCUGGUGUCUUCUCCGACGGUACCAGAUGAUGUUUGGCGUGGGCCUCUACGAGGGGACAGGCCUGCAGGGAUCGCUGCCAGUGCACGUCUUCGAGGCCCUCCACCGACUCUUCAGUGUCAGCUUUGAGUGUUUUGCCUCACCCCUCAACUGCUACUUCCGCCAGUACUGCUCUGCCUUCCCCGACACAGAUGGCUAUUUUGGCUCCCGCGGGCCCUGCCUGGACUUCUCCCCGCUGAGUGGUUCCUUUGAGGCCAACCCUCCAUUCUGCGAGGAGCUCAUGGAUGCCAUGGUCUCUCACUUCGAGGUGGGUAUGCUGUUUGGGGGUGGAGGAUGGCAAGCAAGAUUGCCAGCACCUGGAGGGCAGCCUCUGACAUCCACCCCGUGCCACCUCCCACAGAAACUUCUUGAGAGCUCACCGGAGCCCCUGUCCUUCAUCGUGUUCAUCCCUGAGUGGCGGGAACCCCCAACACCUGCGCUCACCCGCAUGGAGCAGAGCCGCUUCAAACGCCACCAGCUGGUCCUGCCCGCCUUUGAGCAUGAGUACCGCAGUGGGUCCCAACACGUCUGCAAGAAGGAAGAAAUGCACUACAAGGUGGUCCACAACACAGCCGUGCUCUUCCUGCAGAACGACCCUGGCUUUGCCAAGUGGGGGCCAACUGCCGAGAAGCUGCAGGAGCUGAGCACCGCCUACCGGCAGUCAGGCCGCAGCCAUGGCUCCAGCUCUUCCUCCUCAUCCUCCUCGGAGGCUAAGGACCGGGACUCAGGCCGAGAGCAGGGCCCUAGCCGCGAGUCCCACCCCACCUAACACAUCUUGCGGGGAGGAGGAGCCCCAGGGUGCUAGUAUGGACUGGGACUUGGCUCUUGGGCUGCCAAUGACAUAGGAAGAUUAUGGCUCUGCCAAGGCUCCCCCUCCCUGCCCCGCCCCCCCGCCCCAACUUCCCACCUCAAACUCCAAGUCCCCUGUAAAUAGGCCCCAUACCGCUCCCCACCUUCUGUGCCACCUUGUUUCCUUUGUAAAAGUAAAUAUAGAAACCCUCCGGUAAGAACGAGUGAGGGUUUUGAGGGCAGAGAAAGCUGAGGAACCUGGAGCCUUCUGGGAUCACACCUCUGUACAUCCAGGUUCACCUCAUGACCCCUGGGCCUUAACACCCCACCCCAGGGCUCCAGUGUCUUAACUCCUCACCCUGCUGUCCCCACAACUGGGGCCCUGGUGGCCUCAGCCCGUGCCCAGCAGGUCUGGAGUCCAGAGCCCUGCACCAUCUAUCUGGUAAGUCCCUACUCCCAGAAUUGAGCCUGUGCUAAUCUAUGUGGGGAGCUGAGGGUUGGCAGCUAUGCCCAGGUAGAAAGUUAGACCCCUGCUGGCCUUGGAACCACCACAGUAUGUGGGCAGCCAGGUGUGUUUUACACUCAAGUCAAGGUUCUGGAGGAAACAUAGCUCAGAGCCAUCACAGGCUGCUCCUCGGGGGCCCAGGGGGAGAAGCUGGGGGCCCUCACGGGCUGUGUGGGGCCACUGUACUUACAGAGGCCAGGCUGGACGCGCUGCAGGCUAGGCUGCCUCCACCUCAGUCCCCACUUGUGGCUGUAACAGGCUCCACCUUUCCUUCUCCCCAAGUUCUUGCCUGCUUCAGGCUGUAGCAGCAAGUGGACAAAGUGAGCCAGCUAGGGCUGGACUCUGGUCCCUUUAUUGAGAGUAAGGCCAGUGGGUCCAUCCAAACAAAAAUAAAUUUCUUUUCCAAAGCCUGCCUGCAGGCUGGGGCAACCAGCAUGUCCUGGCUGGUGCCUAUAGCUGCCCCACCCCAACCCCCAUAGCACAGGUCUGGCUCCCUUGGAGUGACAGGAUGCUGGCUGCUCAGUAUCUGGAGAUCCUAGGUGGAGCAGGGAGGUGAGUCCUGGUGAAUUCCCUCCACCCCCAACAGGGCUAGCCCCAAUAUCCAUGGUCUGUGUUGUGCCCCUGGGGCUUAGUCAUCGGUCAGGGUGAUGACGUCGUACUCGAUGCCCUGGUGUUGCAGCUGUUGGAUGUGUUCGGGCACUGUCUCCUCUGUGCCAAAUAGGCCCUGGGCUUGGGCCAUGGCAGCAUCAGCCACCGCUGCCAGGGGAGGGGAAAGGAUGGUGAGCUGAGGCCCCAGAAGCUAGGCCCGGGCCCCAUGGUCUUCAGGGUCCAGCACCAUACCUGUGACAGCUGAGUGUGCUGCAGCCUCCAGCUGGGCCUGUGUGACGAGCUGCUGGCUUGGGGACACAGGCACAUACUGGAUCUGGAGGGGAGAAGCCAAUGAGACGUGGCCUUGGAAGAGCCCUACCCAUGCCCCAGCUUCACCUGGUUCCCCAAGGGCCCUACCUGGGACUCCUGAAGGAAUGGAGCUCCUUGUUCGUACUGGAUGUGUGUGAUCUGGCCCUCCUGUACCUGGAGAGAGGAAGCCAACCUGGUGAUCCUAGAAGGAGGUUGUCCAUCCUCCUCACAUCCCACUCUCACCCUAGGCCUGGCCUACCUGGAUGUGAUGACCCUCUGGGACCACAACAUAUUCCUGAGGGAGCAGGUGCUGAACUCCGUCCUGAGAAAUGAUGUACUGUACCUGAAAGGUGGAGAGGAGGCAGGUGCUAGGGCCCUGCUCACCAAGAGCUUAGUGAGGAUGGUACAGCACUCAUCCUGGGAAGGGUGGUUUGGAAAGUGUUGCUUCUCCCCAGUGUGGGGUCUGGCAGAGGGGCACUCACAGCUGAGGUGUUCAGCAGUAGCUCACCUGGUUGUCGGAGGUCACUAGAUGCUGUACCGUCUGGCCAUCUGCUGUGGUGAUCUCUUGUAUGUAAGUGGCUUCCUCCUGCCACAGCCAAGCCAGCUCUAGCCUCAGCUCUCCAUGUGCCCCACCCCUUCCCUUGACCUGCAGACAGGGCCCCCAGUGCAGGCUCUCACCUGAUUGGUCACUGUCUGCUCCUGGGCCACGAUGAUGUGUUCCUGGCCCAGUGCCUGCUGUAGCUGCUCUGGGCCCAGGACCCCAUGACUGGACUGGAGGGCGGCUGGGCAGAGAGGAGAGGAUGUUCCACUCAGGGGCUCCAGGGAAGUCUGAAAUGCCCUGGCCCCACCAUGGCCCAAGGGUGCUUCCUAGGGCCGUGGCUCAAGUCCCUGGUCUACCCUGGGUCCCCUGGGGCAGCUCACUGUGCAGUGUGGCCAGUGUCUCGUCAUCACUGUUCAGGAUGAUGGUCUGGGUGGGGGUCCCAGCUGGGGCCCGGGCAGUAGGGAUCCCUGCCUUUCUCCCAUCAGGACUAUGUAGCCGCUGGAUGUGGAACUUGAGGUGCCCGUUCCGGUUAAAACUGCAGGGAAGGACGAAGGCUCAGGGGUGGCCCUACCAUGCAUGCCCAGCAGCCCCAGCCUAUCUAUACCCAGUCUCACCGCUGCCCGCAGAGGUGGCAUGAAAAAGGCUUCUCGUUGGUGUGGGUCAGCAUGUGCCGCCGCAGGUCCUUCUUGUUUUUGGAGGCAAAGCUGCACUGGCUGCACUGGUGGGGCCGCAGGCUUGAGUGCUGCACCAUGUGGGCCUGCGGAAGGGGCAGAGUAGGGGGCAUGAGCUGGGUCCGGACAGACAGCUUCCACCGAUAGCAGUCAGGGAACCUAUCCUCUGAGGUGGAUCUGGGAGGAACUGGAUAAAGAGUACAAACCAGACCGAGAUUUGGUGCUAUGUACCUGGGGAAAGCCAGAGGCUCUGUCAUUAGGUCACUGUGAAAAUCCUGUCCCUGCUCUCAGACUCAGCUUAUCCUUAAGGGUACAGGUACGGACGAAGGGACCUCUGACCAUCUCUCCCAGCCCUGACAUUCUAGGGCCCUGGGCUCUGCUCCCCUCACUGAGGUAGUGUGAGGAUUCAGUGUAUGGUUGGAUCUGAAAACGAAAUCCUUGGGUGAAGGGAUUUUUGGGAGGGAGGCCCCCAAACUGGAUCAUGAACCUGCCCCAGAACAUCCCUUGAACUCAACCCUCCGUAUUCUAAAUGACUCGAAUUUCCCUAAGCAUGACGCAUGCAGGCACACCUCCUCCAUGACAUCUAGCAUCCCAAGUCCCCAGGACACGUGCAUCGUUCACUCUGGGGAUACUGUCAGGCAUCAGUCAGGUCUGGUCUCCCCCUAGACUGAGCAGCCUGAGAAACCUGCCGAGUUAUCUCUGACUAGAGAGGGCUGGCUCGAGGGGGUGCUCAGUCAAGGUUUGUGACAACAGAGACACAGGGAGCAGCACCUACCCGGACCUCAGGCCAUUGGCGGGCGCUGAAAGGGCAGUCUGGGCACUUGAAGGCACUCGGCCCAGCAUGGGCCCGUUUGUGACUCUCCAUCUCAGCUCGGCCAUAGAAGGCCUCGGCACAGAUCUUGCAGGAAAACUUCUUUGAUGCUGCAGAUGGUGGGGACGGGGGCACUACCAGGCCCAGGGCUUUACUAGUUGUAGGAGGUGGGGAGGCAGAGCCCUGGGGGUCUUCCACCGGGUGGGCUCUGGCUGGAGAUGAGGACUCAGGGCCGUCUCUGGGUGGCCCCCCACACUGCAGCAGAGGCCACUUGGCUCCAGAGGCCAGAGCAUCAGAACUUGGGAAGGAGAUGGAGCCAUCUGCAGUCAGCUGUGGAGACGGGAGCAUGAGGCACUGAGAGAGGGAGAGAUGGGAAAGGAAAUGGGACGUGGUGAGCUACCCAGCCUCACCUCGAUGUGAUGCAGUUGGGUCCCAUCGGCUGCCAUGAUGUAGUGGGUGCCAGCUUCUUUCAGGGUGUCACUCACAACCACAGCCUGGGCUGCCUCCCCUGGGGGCUCCUCACUGUGGGCAGAGAGGAGGGGAGCGGUGAGUCAGGAUACUAGGAGGGGAUAGAGGGCCCCAACAAAGUCAUCAACCGAGGGGUGAUUGCACCAUAGAUGGACCUCUGGAUUAAAUCCUGGCUCCGCCCUUUGCCAGCCGAACCUC
Molecule: messenger RNA, 6476 nt
Organism: Myotis myotis
Lineage: Eukaryota; Metazoa; Chordata; Mammalia; Chiroptera; Vespertilionidae
Gene: PCIF1
Product: phosphorylated CTD interacting factor 1
Exons: 15
Coding region: 110-2365 (751 amino acids)
Cellular component (GO): nucleus
Molecular function (GO): RNA polymerase II C-terminal domain binding; mRNA (2'-O-methyladenosine-N6-)-methyltransferase activity
Source: RefSeq, a predicted model, not a curated record